AAUUAUUUAAAAAAAAAACAAAAAUAGCGGAAAAAGACUAGAGAGAUAAACUGGAUUUUUUUAGAGAGAGAAAGAGAGAUUCGAUCAGUCCAUCGUUCGUUGACGAUCGAUGCCGAAGAUGAAGCAUCUUCUCCGUAAGCUCCACAUCGGAGGAAGUAGCAGUAACGGAUUCGGAGACCAUCAUCACAGGCUAGACGAAUCGACUCGACCGAUGAUCGAUCCCACCUCUAUUCGUAGCUCUAGCCCUAGCCCAGCUUCCACUCCCUCCGUCUCUUCGUCAUCAGGUUUCGGUAACGCCGCCGCGACAUUGCCGAGGCUGGAACCGUUUGAGCCUGCGGGGCGUGAUCUGGCGGCGGCUGUGGACGGUAUCGAUUUUAGUUUGAUGGAGGAGGAGUAUCAAGUCCAGCUAGCUAUGGCGAUCAGCGUUUCUGAUCCCGAUCCGAGAGAGAAUGCAGAUACGGCUCAGCUUGAUGCAGCUAAGCGGAUUAGCCUUGGCGUUAAGGCUCCGGUCACUAACGCUGACUCCACCGUUGACUUUUUGUCGCUUCGCUAUUGGGGACAUAAGGUUAUUAACUAUGACCAGAAAGUCAGGGAUGGUUUUUACGAUGUGUAUGGGGUUACAUCCAAUUCUCUUUCACAAGGGAAGAUGCCACUUCUCGUGGAUCUUCAAGGCAUCUCUGUUUCAGACAAUGUUGAUUAUGAGGUGGUUUUGGUGAACCGGUUGCUUGAUCCUGAACUUCAAGAGCUAGAGAGGAGAGCAUUUGCUUUGUCUUUGGAAUGUCCAGACUUUGCUCGUGGUCAGGUGUCAAGUGAUUUGACUCAGAAGAUUGCAAAUAUUGUUGUAGAGCAGAUGGGUGGCCCAGUUGAGAAUGCGGAUGAGGCAUUGAGAAGGUGGAUGCAUCGAAGCUAUGAACUCAGGAAUUCUUUGAACACCACUGUUAUUCCACUUGGACGAGUUAAUUUUGGUCUUGCACGUCACAGGGCUUUGCUAUUCAAGGUGCUUGCUGAUAGGAUUGAUCUCCCGUGCAUGCUGGUAAAAGGCAGCUAUUACACUGGAACUGACGAUGGGGCUGUGAACUUGAUUAAACUAGACAACAAAAGUGAAUACAUUAUUGAUUUAAUGGGUGCUCCGGGUGCUCUGAUUCCUUCGGAAGUUCCAAGUAGUUUUCUUCCAGUUUCUGGCACUGAUACGAGAGUAUUUCCUGAUGAUCUGGACACGUUGCAACAUUCUUGCCCUGUACCUGAGAAAGAAAUUGAAACGCCAGCAUUUUCAGUUUUGGAGGAAACAGAUUCCAGAUAUUCUGGUAUUGUGGCAAACUUGUUUAAUGGAAGCCAUGAAGAAAACAGAGACAGAUGUGCUGUUGAAAAGCAUCAGACUGAGAGGUUUGAGCAUGAUUUUGGAAAGCUAAUGCAAUCACAGCAGAUAUCUGGUGAAAACUUGCCGCCGUUUUCUGGGAAACCGACUUGUGCACAGAAAGUAAAAGUCAAGAAUGUCUCAAAGUAUGUCAUAAGUGCAGCAAAGAACCCUGAGUUUGCGCAGAAAUUACAUGCUGUCUUGUUAGAAAGUGGUGCAUCACCUCCCCCAGAUUUGUUUAUGGAUGUUAAUCCACAGAACUUGAGGGAGAAGAGUUUUCUUCAAGACUUCUGGCAAGAAAGUAGCAAUGCUAUGAAUUCUGCUGUUCCACGCAACCCAGAAAAGGUCGGAGAUCAGUUAGCUGAACAAAUGAGAGAAUCUGAAAGGAACCCCACAGCACUGCAACUGUCAGCUGUUUGUACUUCAGGGGAGGUCGAUUUUUCAAUGAAGAAAAACUUUGAUGUGGAUAAUAUGGGUAAAGUUUCUUCACCGGAAAAGAUGGAGAUCGGCACUGCUGAUGGCGAGCCUUCUGUUUCUGACAGUCAUGAACAAGGAAUUAAUCCAUUUCUUGGCGAGGCUGCAAAAUGGGAAAUUAUGUGGGAAGAUCUUCAGAUUGGCGAGCGGAUUGGUGUUGGUUCAUAUGGAGAAGUUUACCGUGCAGAGUGGAAUGGAACUGAAGUGGCUGUUAAGAAGUUUCUGGACCAAGAUUUCUCUGGUGAUGCAUUGACACAGUUCAGAUCUGAAAUUGAAAUAAUGUUGAGGUUGCGGCAUCCAAAUGUUGUUCUUUUCAUGGGAGCAGUUACUCGGCCGCCAAAUUUUUCCAUUUUGACAGAGUUUCUACCCAGAGGGAGUUUGUAUAGAUUACUCCAUCGACCAAAUCAUCAGCUUGAUGAGAAGAGACGAAUGCGGAUGGCACUUGAUGUGGCAAAGGGGAUGAACUACUUGCACACCAGCCACCCAACUGUAGUACAUAGGGAUUUGAAAUCUCCAAACCUUCUUGUUGAUAAAAAUUGGGUCGUGAAGGUUUGUGAUUUUGGAUUGUCACGCAUGAAACAUCACACGUAUUUGUCCUCAAAAUCAACUGCAGGAACGCCCGAGUGGAUGGCUCCAGAAGUGUUGAGGAAUGAACCAGCUAAUGAAAAAUGUGACGUGUACAGCUUUGGUGUUAUAUUGUGGGAGCUAGCUACAUCACGCAUACCCUGGAAAGGUUUAAACCCGAUGCAAGUCGUUGGAGCUGUGGGAUUCCAAAAUCGUCGCCUUGAAAUCACAGAUGAUAUUGAUCCAACCGUUGCACAGAUAAUCCGUGAUUGUUGGCAAACGGAACCGCAUUUACGGCCAUCGUUUACGCAACUGAUGCGAAGUCUGAAGCGGCUACAGGGUCUAAACAAAAGCAAGAGAGGGAACACAAGUGAAAGUUUGAUGUAAAGAUAUUUUUAGACAGAAGCUGGUUACAUCACCUGGUCUGGUUCAAAGAGCCAAAUGGGUGGAGGAGUGCCAUUUUUUUUUUCCUUUUGCUUUUGCUCUUUUACGGUCAGAUGAUGAAAGAUUGUGGGGUUUAGGGAAAAGCUUGUGGAGUUCAAUCGAAGUGGGAGCUCAACAACAAACAAACAAACAAACAAAUCCCUAUUACAACCCCAUUUGUAACUAGUACUAUUAUUAUUGUUGUUGUUACUUGUAACAACAAAAAUUAGGAGAAUGAACAGAAGAAAAAAAGGAAGAAAAGAAUACAAGUAAGCCUA
Messenger RNA from Brassica napus (rape), 3093 nucleotides. RefSeq names its product probable serine/threonine-protein kinase SIS8. Gene Ontology annotation, molecular function: protein kinase activity; ATP binding. The coding region runs from base 110 to 2779 and encodes 889 amino acids. NCBI's taxonomy places the organism in Eukaryota, Viridiplantae, Streptophyta, Magnoliopsida, Brassicales, Brassicaceae. Gene Ontology annotation, biological process: protein phosphorylation. The transcript has 13 exons. The record is from RefSeq and is a predicted model, not a curated record.